ACCCUCGGAAACACAUCGAUUAACGUAGCUGAAAAUUGUUUUAUGUUUAAUUAAAGACAGACGAAUAAUAGCAUAGCUGUUUGGUGUUAAAAGCGUUAAGUCGUCGGUGACAUUUUGUACCCAGGACUUUGGUUGUUGUUGAUUUUCUGUAUCAAUUACUUACUCCCUGAAAAGGAAAGGAAUUUGUUAGUGCUUUUGUGCGAGAAACUCACUUUUCAUCGCUGGGUGCAUAGGGAAAAAUAAAAUUCUGGACCAGCCGCAACAUUUGUCAGUAUGACGACCAAACACAUUUAUUCCACGACCAAUUUAUCAGAUCUGCAGUUGAAGGAGCAGGGCAAUUGCCUAUUUGCAGCCCGAAAAUAUGACGACGCAAUAAAUUGCUAUUCAAAGGCCAUCAUCAAAAACCCCACAAACGCCACAUACUUCACAAAUCGAGCUUUGUGCAACCUGAAACUAAAGCGAUGGGAGCUUUGCUGCCAAGAUUGCCGGCGAGCCCUGGAUAUCGAUGCAAAUUUGCUAAAGGGACACUUCUUCCUCGGCCAAGGUCUAAUGGAAAUAGAUAGCUUUGACGAGGCCAUAAAGCACCUUCAACGGGCCUAUGAUCUAUCCAAGGAGCAAAAGCAGAACUUUGGGGAUGAUAUUACACUACAAUUGCGACUAGCUCGCAAAAAACGUUGGAACGUUUUGGAGGAGAAGCGCAUUCAUCAGGAAAUUGAACUGCAAAGCUAUUUGAACCGGCUUAUUAAAGGAGACAUGGAAAACCGUUUGGCUAAUUUAAAACUGAAUGAAAAUGUACAUGAAGAACAGCUGAAGGAUAAGCAACAGGAAAUUGAACAAGAGUGUGACGACCAUAUAAAGGAACUCAACAAUAUAUUUUCUAAAGUUGAUGAGCGCCGAAGGAAACGCGAUGUUCCCGAUUUUCUGUGUGGCAAAAUUAGUUUUGAAAUAUUAACCGACCCUGUGAUAACUCCAUCUGGAAUUACCUAUGAACGCAAAGAUAUAGAAGAGCAUUUACAGCGGGUCGGACAUUUUGAUCCUGUGACACGCGUGAAGCUGACUCAGGAUCAACUAAUACCAAAUUUUUCAAUGAAGGAAGUGGUUGACUCUUUCAUCGCAGAGAACGAAUGGUCUCUAGAUUAUUGAGUUAUGGUAUUGACAUUAUCAUUGUAAUUGAAUAGAUGUUAGAACCCAGUUCCCAUUGUCUAAAAACCAGAUUAGUGAUAAUAAAUGUGGAUCUGUAACUGA
Molecule: messenger RNA, 1245 nt
Organism: Drosophila ficusphila
Lineage: Eukaryota; Metazoa; Arthropoda; Insecta; Diptera; Drosophilidae
Gene: STUB1
Product: E3 ubiquitin-protein ligase CHIP
Exons: 6
Coding region: 274-1143 (289 amino acids)
Biological process (GO): positive regulation of proteolysis; cellular response to misfolded protein; protein quality control for misfolded or incompletely synthesized proteins
Cellular component (GO): cytoplasm; Z disc
Molecular function (GO): ubiquitin protein ligase activity; protein-folding chaperone binding
Source: RefSeq, a predicted model, not a curated record